GUGUGUGAAAUCGUGCAAUGCUUCACUUUCCGUAAUAAGUUCUGUUACGCCACAGUCGAAGGCCACGUAGAGAUUGUUGUAUCAGCGCUGCGAUGGAGAAGAACGAAAUCUUGGCGACAAUAACUACAAUUCUGUCUCUUUUUGGUACGCUUUUCAUCAUCGUCUCUUUCUUUCUAUGGAAGGACAUUCGAACUACAUCAAGGAGAAUUCUGGUUUACAUCUCCAUCGCAGACUUUCUCACAUGUGUUGCAACAAUCGCUGCUAUAACAAAUUUUUGGUUGUCAAGAACUGAAAACAAAGAGGUCUGUUUCGUCCAAAGUAUCAUUGGAACUUUUUCUGUGCUGUGUUCUUUCUUCUGGACAGUUUCUUUGGCGUUGCAUCUGUACAUUUCUGUUUGCUGGAAGAAUUCCAGACUAGCUGAGCGUUUGUUGUACUUAUUUCACGUGUUUGGCUGGGGAAUUCCAGCAAUAAUUGUGACUGUCGCAGCGUCGACUCAUAAACUGGGAGACAACGGCAACAAAGUCUCAGCAGGAUGGUGUUGGAUCAACAUAAAGUUGAGCUGGUACGAGCAAAUCGAAUGGAUGCUAUUGGCAGGAAAAUUGUGGGAAAUAAUGGCAUUUUGUGCAAUAGUUGUACUUUAUGCCUUAGUCAAACGAAAUAUGAAGAAGGAGCUUCAUGAGAAAAACAGAGUAUUCACUGAAAGUACAGUGGCACAAGCUCAGAAGGCAGAAAGGAAACUGAUUUGUGUUCCCUUAUUAUUUGUGUUGUUGCGUGUUUGGGGAACUAUAAGAUUUCUCCUGAUGAUUUCACACCAUGAGUCACCAUUUUGGCUGCUCAUUCUACAGGGUAUUGGAGAUAAUGCCCCUGGAUUUGCAAACUUUCUUCUAUUUUGCUUUUUUACUGAAAAAUGUUUUGGUAAGUUUCGUCGCUGUUUCCAGUGUUGUACACCAUGUUUUGACUCAAGAUCUCCAACUGGAGUGAAACGCUCCAACUCACUUCAGGCAACUUAUGAUGUUGAUGGGACAAUAGGACAACCAAUCAUUCAUCAGCAUUCCAUAAAUAGAGAAACUGAUUGCUUGAAUGGGCAUCUUAAUACCACUGUUGAUUAUUCAUCAGUGAACUGCUGAAUGAAGAAAUUGCCCCCUGUGACUUUGCACUCAUGAAAAUCAGCUCACACAGUCAUUGGUUCACUAGUGUGAAAGUAUAUCUCACCAAAGUGGGAUGAAUAGCGGUGGAUAUUUAUUGAAUGGCAAAGUGGAGACAUACUUAUCCACCACUUUCAGGAACACCAAGUUGGAUUACUGGAUUAUUUAUAUUUACUACACAAAAAAGCAAAAAAUUAGUGCAUUACUUUUAGUAAAUGAAAAAAAUAGUUGGAAAUGAAUCUCUGGAAGCACAAUUUCAUCUCUUCAUCUCAAAGGGGGGGAGGUGGAUAGCACUUGGUGGUCUUGCUAAUCACUUUUGUGGCAGCAAAUCAGGGCUGAGUAUUCACCCAUGUGGUAAUAAAUCCUAAUAAGGAAAAAGUUACUUAGAAAAUAAUUUAUUGAAAAAGUAAAUCAAAUUUUCUCCACGAGAAGUGAAUGUCUAUUUUGGUGACAAAAAUAUAUGAUGGAUGUGUUAGAGUUAACUUUCUUUGAAAAGUAUAUUUAGGAAAUCUCUAUGAUAUUUCUUUAUUGUAACUAUUUUCUGUCAAUAAAAAAAUUCUAACAACUAUCAGAGGUAGAUUUUUUACAAGAAGUAUUACUCUAGCAGUACAUCUGUGCUACAUCCAUAUGGAUAAAGACUACCUGACAUUUACCAUAAUACUUAUUUGAGAAACUUUUCAUAUAGCACUACUAUUCAAUUUGCAUGUGAUGUGUCAGAGGAUAGUUUAAGGACGUC
This is a messenger RNA of Pocillopora damicornis (cauliflower coral), 1881 nucleotides long. Its product is annotated as G protein-coupled receptor 157. Gene Ontology annotation, cellular component: plasma membrane. The record is from RefSeq and is a predicted model, not a curated record. Gene Ontology annotation, molecular function: G protein-coupled receptor activity. Gene Ontology annotation, biological process: adenylate cyclase-activating G protein-coupled receptor signaling pathway; cell surface receptor signaling pathway. NCBI's taxonomy places the organism in Eukaryota, Metazoa, Cnidaria, Anthozoa, Scleractinia, Pocilloporidae.